Molecule: messenger RNA, 1056 nt
Organism: Daucus carota subsp. sativus
Lineage: Eukaryota; Viridiplantae; Streptophyta; Magnoliopsida; Apiales; Apiaceae
Product: zinc finger CCCH domain-containing protein 34-like
Exons: 5
Coding region: 1-1056 (351 amino acids)
Molecular function (GO): mRNA binding; metal ion binding
Source: RefSeq, a predicted model, not a curated record
AUGGAGGGAAGUAGCAACCAGCAUUUUCGGAACCAACCCAAAGUCUUGUGUUUUGGAACAAUUAAUUUUAGUGAUUAUCAGGGACUAGAAGUGCCAGGUUCCAAGAAUGCUGAUGGUUUGAGCCAAGAGGUUCAGAACUCAGCUAUGAAGGAUCCGGUAAAUGGAAAGAAGGUGAAUGCCGAAGGAGGUCCUAUGGUGUUGAAAGAUGGAGAGCAUCGGAACCAGAAGUACCCCACAAGGCCAGAGGUGGAUAAUUGCUUCUAUUUUAUGUAUUAUGGUCGGUGCAAGUUUGGAUUAAAUUGCAGAUAUAACCAUCCAUACGAUCAGGUGGCCCAGUAUCUAACACCUGAAGCGUGUCUGGAUGAAACUGUGGUGACUCCGGAUUCGGGAUUUAAUAUUCCUGGCCCAGCAAUUCCUCCGGGAAUGAAUGAAUAUUAUCCUCACUACACAUAUAACGGUUCAAGCAAUUAUGGUUUUAACGGUUGGUUUGAUCAAUCGGAACCAUCUACCAUGGAAGGAGGAUUCCCUCUUUCUGGAUAUGUACCUAUGGAAGAUACUAUGCCAAGCUGGUCAUUUGGACCAACAGUAAACGAAAUUGGUCUGGUUGACCCCUACUGGUAUCAAGAAGCUCCAAUUUCUCCUUACUCUGAAUGGAGUGGAAAUCAGGUUCCUGUUGGGCAAAACAAAGAAAGGAGCGAGUCAAUUCCUCCAACCUUUUCCAUGAAAGCUGCAGCAGCUUCUGCCAAGCCUUUCCACCCAAACCAAGAAAGAGUGCCUCCAAAACAAGAAGAGGAUCUAAAUGACGGAGGCCUGCCUCUAAGAUCUGAUAUGGAGGUCUGUCCAUUCUAUGGUCACUACGGAGUUUGCAAGGAGGGGCCAGCAUGCAGUUUCAAACAUCCAAAAAAUCUGGGCAAGACUGUUCCUCCUGCUGCAUCUGAAGAGGCUCCGGUCUCUGCUGAUGGAAUUCAGGAAGCUCAUCAGGUGCCUCCUUCUGGAUUCCACCAAGCUCACCAACCCCAGCUUCCCGAUCUGAACAGUACUCAAGAUAAAAACUGA